CCUAACACUGUUCUAACACCCAAGGUUAUAGAAGCUGCGUGAGCGUGAGCAAAUAAAGGUUGCUAGGGUUUCCUUUGACAAUGAUCUACGACGUCAAUUCUCCUCUCUUCCGCUCAUUCCUCAGCCAGAAGGGCGGCUCCUCCGACAAGAGGAAAAUGGAGGAGCAGAAGCCUAAGGAACAGAGACCCAAAGCAAGUGAGAAUAAGCCAGUCAUGACAGAGUAAUUGGUAUCUUUUGCUUUGUAUGCUUUAAGAUGGGAGAGGUAGUGGAUGUUUAAAAAUGCUAUGCUAAUUGUUAUGAGAAGUCUGAUAUGUGUUAGGAUGGAAAAUGAUUGUGGAUGUUUUAAAGUACUAUCAUAAUGAUCUUCUUUCUUGUUUGUGGUGGAACGAACUUGUUCUUAUACCCCGCUUUCAAGCUAUUAUUGUAAUUUUCUGUUGUUAUGGAUGUUGUUUAAGUAGGUGGUGGAAUAUCAAUAGUUUUAUCCACAAUGAGGGCAUUCAUUCUAUUAAGAAAUUCCAGGCUGUAGCGCUUGAGUUGGCUUUAGGAAUUAGGAGUAGCAAGGGCGCUACUUUCUCCAUUGUGCUAUGCUGGCACAGCUGUACAUGGAUUUUGUGCAAAAAGCUUAUAUUAACAUGCAUAUGGUUUCAGAUUU
This is a messenger RNA of Theobroma cacao (cacao), 652 nucleotides long. Its product is annotated as wound-responsive protein-like protein. NCBI's taxonomy places the organism in Eukaryota, Viridiplantae, Streptophyta, Magnoliopsida, Malvales, Malvaceae. The record is from RefSeq and is a predicted model, not a curated record.